CACUUCCUGUGUUCUGUAGCGGUGUAGCUCUCACUGACAGCUGCAGCAGUUCAAGGUGCAAUCUUAACAGGCGACCAUUAGCCUCAUCUUCUGUCCAAAGAGGACCUUUGAUUUAAUACAGGACUUGGAGCUGUCGGCGAACCGAUGAAAGUUUUCAUCACGAGGCGCAUCCCGCAGGAGGGGCUGAAGAUCCUGUCCUCAGCAGGAGUCUGUGAGGUGUCUCAGUGGGACUCUGAUGAACCUAUCCCCAGGACAGAGCUUCUCCAGGGAGUUCAGGGAGUUCAUGGUCUGCUGUGUUUGCUGUCUGACCAGGUGGAUGCAGAGGUUCUAGAUGCUGCAGGUCCAAACCUGAAAGUAAUCAGCACCCUGUCUGUGGGAUUUGACCACCUGGCUCUGGAUGAGAUCAAAAAGCGUGGGAUACGUGUCGGAUACACUCCCGACGUCCUGACCGACGCCACUGCAGAGCUGACCGUGGCUCUGCUGCUCGCCACCGCUCGCAGAUUGCCGGAGGGCGUGGAGGAGGUCAAAAGUGGCGGCUGGAGCUCGUGGAAGCCUCUCUGGCUGUGUGGUUACGGUCUGUCGGGCAGCACUGUAGGAGUCAUCGGACUCGGACGCAUCGGGAUGGCAAUAGCUAAGAGGCUCAUGCCCUUUGGAGUGAAGCGGCUGCUGUAUUCUGGGAGAUCAGCCAAACCACACGCUGCAGAAGUGAACGGAGAGUUCGUUCCCCUGGAUACACUUGUGUCUGAGAGCGACUUCAUCGUUGUUUCCUGCUCGCUGACACCAGAAACCCAAGGCCUGUGUAGCAAAGCUUUCUUCGGCAAGAUGAAAAAAACGGCGGUCUUCAUCAACUCCAGCAGAGGARCUGUGGUGAACCAGGAGGAUCUGUACGAGGCUUUGAGAAGUGGACAGAUCGCUGCAGCCGGACUGGAUGUCACGACCCCCGAGCCCCUUCCAACGAACCACCCUCUUCUUACACUGAAAAACUGCGUCAUAUUACCACACAUCGGCAGCGCCACUUACUCCACAAGAGGUGUCAUGUCAGAUUUGGCUGCUCGAAACCUGCUGGGAGGCUUGCAGGGCUCAGACAUGCCCAGCGAACUCAGCUUUUAAAUGACACCGACGUGCCUUCUGUCCCCACUGGCCCUGAAUGGAUGACAGAGAAAAGUAACGUAUAACAGAGAAGAAGUAGAAAGGAAAACUAACACUUGAUGUGCAGGAACCAGUUUGGGUGUCUUAAAAAGUUCAUUUCACUUCGACACACUUAAUACUGAGUUACUUUUGUAAUAAAGAAGAAGCAAUUUGAGGAAGGAAACUACUUUUUUUUGGUCAUUUUGUCUGUUUUAGUUCUUAGAAAAAGAGGCUAAUGAACCGAGAAGCAGCACAUUUUUGUUUUUCAUCAAGUUCAAUACCAAUCUUUGUAGAAAAAAAUAGCCAAAAUAGAUAAAAGGCUUUAUUUUUUUUUCUUAUCUACUUUCAAUGUGAUGCUUAAAAAAACGAGUCUUACAUGUUCUGAUCAGCACUUUAUUUUACUUUUUAAUGCUCUAAGUCUGCACUCACUAAACCCUCAAUCACCCCAGUUUGAUAUCAAGCAUAAAUAUACUUCCAAAAAAUGUAUUUUUUUUAUUAAAUUACCCCUUGAUAAAAACACAUUAAUAAAAUUUACCAAAUACA
This is a messenger RNA of Austrofundulus limnaeus, 1671 nucleotides long. RefSeq names its product glyoxylate reductase/hydroxypyruvate reductase a (gene grhpra). The coding region runs from base 145 to 1110 and encodes 321 amino acids. The record is from RefSeq and is a predicted model, not a curated record. NCBI's taxonomy places the organism in Eukaryota, Metazoa, Chordata, Actinopteri, Cyprinodontiformes, Rivulidae. Gene Ontology annotation, cellular component: cytosol. The transcript has 9 exons. Gene Ontology annotation, molecular function: glyoxylate reductase (NADPH) activity; hydroxypyruvate reductase (NADH) activity; NAD binding.